AUGAAAUUUGACAAUGUGUUGUCAGAGAUCAACGGCUUUGGGACUUUUCAGUUUAGAAUAAUGCUUCUGUUGAUAUUUGGUCGGAUGUGCUUGCCGUUUAACUUCCUCCUGAAUAAUUUCAUCGCUGUCGUUCCCUCUCACCACUGCAACAUCGACUCUUUGGAUGAUGGAAGUGUUUUUAGGAAUUUGUCUGUGGCUGACAGGCUGAUCGUCAGCAUCCCUCUCGAACAAGAUGGAAGUCCAAACCCCUGCGAAAUGUUUGCAGAGCCCCAGUAUCACCUGUUGCUGAACUUCAGUUCGACUAAUGCUUUACCCACAGUGUCGUGCAAAAAUGGAUGGAUAUUUGACAACAGCACCUUUAAGUCCACUAUAGCCUCGGAGUGGGACCUGGUUUGUGACAAGAAGAAAAUUAACAGAGCCAUAGCCACUGUCUUCUUCAUUGGUGUCAUGAUUGGAGCAGUCAUCUCUGGUUAUCUUAGUGACAGGUUUGGCAGGAAAAGAGCAAUUCUGCUGUGCUACAUCACCACCACCAUUUUUGGAUUUGCAAGUGCUUUCUCCUAUAACUUCAUGCUGUUUGCUGCCAUGAGGUUUUUCACUGGAGUUGGACUUUCUGGAAUAAGCAUAAUCUCCUAUGUCAUUUGUCUUGAGUGGGUUGACAUCAAGCAUCGCACUGCAGCUGGUAUUUUAAUGAGCCUGGACUGGAGUAUUUUCACAGCUGUGAUACCUCUUUUAGCCUAUUUUUUGACUGACUGGAGACAUCUGACUGCGGCUGUAACCGCCCCGCAGCUCGUCGCUUUAAUCUGUUGGCGGUUUCUGCCUGAGUCUGCCAGAUGGCUGAUAAGUAAUGGCAACUGUAAUUUGGCUCAUUCUUACCUGAGAAAGUGUGCACAAGUCAACAAAAGGCAAGAGUUCAUGGCUGAAAUCAGUCCUCAGGUCCUGUCCAAAGUAAUACUUGUUGAAGAUGAAAGCAAAAAGUAUUCCUAUGCUGACCUACUGCGGACCCCCAAUAUGAGAAAACUGGCUGUACUUACAGGCAUUGUCUGGUUUGCAGUGGCCUCUACGUAUUACGGAAUCAGCUUGAAUGUCUCUGGAUUUGGUGUGAACAUUUAUCUCACACAGUUCAUCUUCGGCAUUAUAGAAAUUCCAGCAAAAGCAAUAGUUUAUUUCUCAGUGGACAAAAUUGGCCGAAGGCUGGUUCAGGCUGGGAUGGUCUUGCUGACUGGACUGUGUCUUUGCUGCUCCAUGUUCAUCCCCAGAGAUAACGGGAGCUUUCAGACGGCUGUGGGAGCGUUGGGGAAGAUGUUCUCUGAGGCAGCCUUCACGACGCUAUAUCUGUACUCCACAGAGCUGUACCCCACAGUACUCAGGCAAAAUGGACUGGGUUACUGCUCCUUCUUGGGCCGUCUCGGCGUGUCCAUAUGCCCUCUGAUCCUGCUUCUCGAAGACUCCUGGGCCCAUCUACCAAAUAUGGUUUUCUUCCUAGUUGCCCUCGCUGGGGGAGUAUCGGCCUCUUUUCUUCGUGAGACGAAAAACACACGACUUCCAGAGACUAUUGAUGACGUGGAGCAAACAAGUGGCCGAUCAAUCAACACGCCUGACGAACAACCUCCUCCACUGUGA
Salarias fasciatus (jewelled blenny) is the source of this 1620-nucleotide messenger RNA. Its product is annotated as solute carrier family 22 member 7-like. Bases 1 to 1620 code for a protein of 539 amino acids. The record is from RefSeq and is a predicted model, not a curated record. The transcript is spliced from 10 exons. NCBI's taxonomy places the organism in Eukaryota, Metazoa, Chordata, Actinopteri, Blenniiformes, Blenniidae. Gene Ontology annotation, biological process: transmembrane transport. Gene Ontology annotation, cellular component: membrane. Gene Ontology annotation, molecular function: transmembrane transporter activity.